AAAUUAGAAUGUCUGAUAUCCGAAUUGAAGAUCUGUGUUAAGGCUGAGACUAAAUCUUUGUUAAAGCGUUCUGAGACUUUGUGGUUUGCGCGCCUCCAGGCAGACGUUUUGGUGUUAAAGUACCGCUAAGAACAGAAAAAUGUGUGUGAACAUGGAACAGAAAUCUUUCGGUUAGGACGUAACAAAUUAAGCUAUGUUGAUGUUGUCUGAAGCAUAACUGUUUUUGAAUAUAAUGUUGAAACAUAUACAGCAGUAGAACGCAGUAUUGAACAGACAGGUAUCCGUCACUGUGUUGUUAACACUGCAGUUGUUCCAAGGAGGUGGGAAACUUUCGUAAACUGUGAUCCAAUAGGCCGACGACAGAGUUCCUAUGUUACCAUAAGUACCAAAGCCAUUAUAAAGUUCCCUGGUUAAAGUUCUUAUGUGUAGAUUCGAUGUAAAUUAGAAGGCUUUUGAUUACAAAAGUUGUGUACCAAAAUCUAAGUCACAUUCAUACAAAGGAAGAAGUUUAUAAACAUGAACUUUGAUUAUGUCUGACGUUUCAAUACACAAAAUAAGGAUAAUUGACAUAAGAAAACAUGUUCAUGCAGGUCGUAACAUAACAUUUGCAUAAGUUGUAUACUUUUGUCGAUUGUAGUUUUCUGGGUUGUGACACGAUGUAGUUUUAGUACUUGCCAACGUUAAGGAGGAACGCACCGCCUCCAUUUUCAACUUUCACUCCAAUUCUCAGGGCUGAGGUGAUGGCGUCAUAACUCACAAUACCAUAAUCAAGACAACUGUUUGUGCGAAUUUUGUGUUAAAAUCGCAUUAAUUCACUUUAUUUUUAAUUAGGUAAUGCGAAUGCUUGCUUGAUAAGUAAAUGUAGAACAAAAGUUCUUCACAUGUUGCCAAAAAAGUGCCUUAAAUACUAGUGCACACCUACAAGCUUUCUCAGCAACAGUCUGCAAACACGUUUCGUCCGUGUUUGUUUUUUCCCGCUGGAAAAUGGAAAGCAAGAUAAAAUGUUUGCAAGUGUGUUCGUGUUUCUGAACACAUCAUCAGCAUAUCGUCAGCUAUUGCCAAGCCAAGUGCUCAGAAUAUGGACAAGCUAAAACACCUUUAAUCUUGAUAUUUUGCAACACUUCAAAACCGGUUGCUGCCAAUCUGACAAAAUGUCUCAGACCAGCUUUAUAUCAUACUUUCAAAUGUGCUAAAAGAGUAUCACCGUACUUCGUUCCUUAUUUCUGAGAGAGUCUAGUCCAGUAAAGUCUGCGAUUUCCUUGUCGCCGCAUUUCAUUUAACACAAAUACGAUGUUUGUGAAUCUGUCGUGGGUUCGAGACCAGGUGAAAAUUCUUCUGUAGCUUGAUAACUGAGCAUAAUAGAAGUCAAGCGCCUAUGAAAACUGUUUGUUUCAGCGAGGAAAUUACAUCAACAAAAGUUACAAAUAAAAAAAAAAUCUGUCCUGGUUUCGAUUCCCGGUGAAGAUUUUGGGUUUGAGGAAAAUUUCUCCCUGAUUUUUUAAUUCCUCGCAGUAACACUGCGUGGAAUCUGCUAGUAUUUUAAUAGAAUGAAAAACGUCUCAAUAUAAUCCAUGAGCACCGUAUAUAUGUAUAAAGCGUUUUCAUUAAGUCACAGAGGGGUGAUAACUGGCAUCAAUUUGAGUUCGUUACCACCCUAUGACGCGGGGUCGACUCGGAGCAUUAUUACGUAAGAAUGAAGUACGUGCCAAGAAUUGGAAUUCGGACUAUGCUGACAAUGCGAGCCCCUUCUCAUCUUGCCAGUAAUUUGGGACGGGGAGGUCUAACAGCUCAGUACUGCUGGGUUAGUCGUGAAGAGACAACGGCUGGGUUAGUACCUCUCCGUCUUAAUCAACGUCCGUUUCCAGUUUCACCGCAACCCAAAUUGUCGACAAAGAUCAUGCCUGGUCGCGUGUGGGCACGCAGCGAAGAUCGAAUGGUGGAGUGGGUCAGCAUGCGGGAAGACCAACUCGCAGGAGCUAUCGAUGUCAUGAGGGAGUCCUUCUUUCCGAACGAGAACAUUUCGAAGGCGCUCCGCCUGAACGAGAGAACGCGCGCCUCUGCCCAGACUGAACGUCUUGCCAAACUCGCCGCCAAUGACGGAGUCUCCAUUGUGGCAGUGGAAGUGGCAACUGGACGAGUUAUUGGGGUCGCUUUCAAUAAGAUUCAGAUCCCGACACCACCAGGAGAGAAGAACAUUCUGGAGCAACUUCGAGAGGAGAAAGACAACGACCCAUCCUUCGUGGAGGUUCUGAACUACCUCACAAAGGUGGAAGGCAAGGUGGACGUUUUCGCUCAUUACGGUGUCAACUGCAUCCUGGAGCACAUGUUCCUGGCCACACUGACAGAAUUCUAUGGCAGAGGAGUAGGUCGGCGUCUGGUACAAAUAACAGAAGAGGUCGCUAAUGCCUUGGCAAGCGGAGAAGAUGUCAUCGCUCCACUUCAAGAAAAUACCAAUCCCUGGAAGAAAGGCUCUGUACCUAAGGUACAAGCGCUUAUGGCUGUAUUUACAUCGACUGUCUCACAGAAGAUUGGCAAUUCGCUUGGUUGGGAUCAACUUGCCAUCGUUAAUCAUGACGAGCUACUCUUCGAGGGAGAACCUUACAGUCUUCGCAUAGGUCCAGAUCACCCAACAACUAUUCUCAUGGGCAAAAAAGUUGUAGCCUAAGGCAGAGUUUCUUAAAAAUUCUGACACAGGAACCAACCCUUUUCGUCACAAAAAUGACAAAACACCCCUCACACACACCCACACACGUAUUUUACAAGUGUAAAAACAUCAGAGGAUUAACGAAAGGAAACAAUUCAAUAUCUAUAUAAAAGCAAUUACCAAUGUGUCAAGAGAAGACGAAGGGCCUUCACCUCCAAUAGCAAAGUCUGCCACUGGACACGGUUCCUAGCCUGUACCACCCACCCCAACCUAACCUAAGAUCCAUCCUCAUAUUUUCGUCCCAGAACCUCCUCCAUCUUCCUAGCGUAUUUUUUUUUCAAAACCUUUCCCACCAAAAUUAUAUAUACAUUCCCUGUUUCCCUCAUUAUAGCCACAUCCCCAACCCAUUAUAACAACCGGGAUUCCAUUAUCAUCACAAUACUGUCACUGUAAGCUAUUUCCCUGAAAAUGUAUAAUUAAUUUUAAAAAUACCCAAAAAAUAAAACCUGAAAAUUUUUUCGGAACUUCCGUAUUCCACAACUGUUAUUCUUUAAAUAACACAUUUCGACUUUCACCCAUUUCAUACAUUUCAAGUAUUUAACAUUACAGGAACGAACUAACACCGUCAAACACAUGAAGGGGUAAAGACAUUUUAAUGUUUUUUCUAUCAUUCAUGACCAAAAACCUUCUCCCUGUUCACUGUGAUCAGAUCUGGUGAGCAGUGGAAGUAUAGAAACAAAGUCGUAACCCUGUUCUCGUGUUAGGAACAGCAUCCGGUCUACCUGUCAGAAAAACAAGUCUGUCACGAAUCGACCCAAAUUAUUUUUACACGGGGAUCACAUAAGGAUGUUUCGAAGUGACCGCGGACAAAGAAUUCUGACGAGAAGGAUUCUGUAAUUAAAAGACUGAUAAAAGCCAUUGGCAGUGGCUGGUCAUGCUUUGCAGAUUGGCCCAUACAAAAACACAUACACGUACGAGUAUCCUUACUAUGACGAAUUGUUCUUGGUGUCCUCGGGGUGUUACGACACACUUGAUAUAUUCAUACUGAGUAAUAGUACAGAAAGCAAGUCCAGUUAGAAAAAAACUGUACAAGGUCUAGUAUUAUCACUCGUUAUAUCGACACUGUGGUGGGGUGAUUAGACUUUUGUGUGUCCCAAAAUUUUCCAGUCCUGUCUUCCUUCGCAUUAUAUCUUUCAUUGCGCCAAAACUGCUUAUCAGCAUCGUUACGCAACCUUGUACUUCUUCAACGAGGCCACAGACAAACAGAUCUCGAAAUCCGCUUCAUAAACGCAAUCAGAAUGCGGUACAACACAGUCAAACUUUCCUAUCUCAAUGCAUUUGUAAUGGUCAAUGAAUCUCGGAGUUAUUUUGCGUUCGCUGUAAAAUAAAACUGUGCCAAACAGACCAACUUUAGUUCAAUGUGAAGUAACACUGUAAACUGAAUUAAUAUAACGCAUGUGAAAACAAAAUGUAGAGAGUAUUUAAUGUAAUAAAGAAGCUAUCUGUUUCAAUUCUUAAAAUCUCCA
Zootermopsis nevadensis is the source of this 4170-nucleotide messenger RNA. RefSeq lists its product as uncharacterized. The record is from RefSeq and is a predicted model, not a curated record. Gene Ontology annotation, molecular function: N-acetyltransferase activity. NCBI's taxonomy places the organism in Eukaryota, Metazoa, Arthropoda, Insecta, Blattodea, Termopsidae.